AGGUAGAUUGUGUUUGUACGCCGCAGCCUCGGUGGAUAAAGUCCGGGCUCUCCGCGGUGUCGAUAGGCUGGUUCCUUCUGGAUAUUCUGUCAAUCUCCAAGUCAAAGGGGGCGAGGUUAGUGUUGCUAGCAUAGCAGUCUGCGCAGCAGACACAAACCAGGAAGUCAACAAAGUUGUUAAUUAAUAUUCGUUUCUCUUAGAUUUUCCUACCUUAACCUUGAAACGACGGCAUGAGUUCUGCUGCCCCUCCGACUAUUGGGGAGUUAUUCCUCAUCCUCAGUGAGAUGGGUUUCACAGAGGAACAGAUCCAGGCAGCCGUACAGGCGGGGCAUUUUUCUGUGCCAGAUGCAGCCGAGUGGCUCUUGCAGGGUCAGUAUCCACGGCACAGGUUGGUCAAGCAGUCAUCACAGCCAGCUGAGACAGCAUUUUCUGCUUUCAACCCACCCAAAGAGGCAGCCAGCACUUCGGAGACACAAACAUCUCCUUCUGACAGCAGAGCAUCCCCUUCAUUGGUGCUGAGACCAUCACAGUCUUGCACCCUGUCCCCAGAACCACUACCAGUCGAGUCCCGCAUCAAACAGGACAAGAGUGACUUUGAAGAGCAGCAGAGACAGCGUGUUGCUCAGGAGGCCAGAGCAGAGAGAAGACAAAAGAAACAGGAGCGCGAGUUGGUGUUAAAGCGGAUAGCUGAGGAUCGGAGGAGCCUGCAGGAGAAGAUCCAGACAAGCGCCGCCACAGAGACGUCUCCUCCCAGUGUUCAAGGGCAGAAGCUCGGAGGAAACAUUCAGACUAAUUUGGAUAACAACUGUAUCCUCAUGAUUCGACUGCCAUCCGGUGAGUCCAUGCGUGAGCGCUUCCCAGCUGAUGCUCCUCUGCGCAGUGUCGUGGAGCACAUCACCGGACGUCACCCCUCCCUACCCUCCUUUUCCCUCCUCCAGGGUUUUCCACGGAAACGCUUUGGGGAGGCAGAGCUUGCUUGUUCGCUGCACUCUCUUGGCCUCACACCCAAUGCUGCACUGUGUAUUCAGACCACUCCUCCAGAGACACCUCAGGAUCCACCGAGUCCUGCAGAUCCACCAUCAAUGGGACAGAAUGAGCCGCCUCCAUGUGCUGUGUCUCCUCCUGUGCCACAUAUGCCUGUCCUGGAAGGGGCAGGAGGGCAGGGCCUUGUUCUGCCUCCUCCACUACCCAACCAGCUGUGGGAAGAGGCAGUGAAUUAUGCAGGGAUACCUGGAGUUGGCCCUUCACCAUCUGGUCUGUCUCACUUCUGGGGGCGAGGAAAUAGGUUGGUACCUGGUAAUGCUGAGGAAGCCGCUGGCAUAGAGGUUGAUGAGGAACAAGAAGGAGAGGAAGAACCACCUCACAUGCUUAAUGGAAUGCCGAGGCUGCCUUUCUUUCCGGAGAAUAGGUUCCGUGGAGAAUUUGAGCCCAGGCACCACUGGCCAGAGCAAGGCAAUCGACUCAGGGAGGCUCCAGAAGAGCACCCAGUAGAGCCUGAGGAUUUGGGAGGUCGGGUGGCACCUGGUGCUGCAGGUCUGGCUGCAGUGGAGCGUCUUCAAAGAGCUGCACAGCAAGAAGACCCCCCUGCCUCCCAGGGCCAACCAUCACCCCCUAAAAGACCCUUCAGGGCACCAAGCGUGUCGUCCCUAUGUGCCUUGGCCACACGGGCAACUGUCCACCUCAUGACUGCUCCCAGCAUGCAGUACAGCAGCAGUCUGGCAUGCCUCACCCCGGAGUUAGCAGAGCUUCUGCUCAACCACAUGUCCCGUGAGAGGCUUCUACGUCCACGCACCCUGGAGCUCUUCUUUGGCUGUCCAUUGCAGAAGUUUGUCCUCAACUGCUACGCUUACUCCACCAAUGAGCUCCUGCGGCAGUUACGGGCCUUCACAGCACUGAAGCAUCUGAGUCUGGUCAACUCACCUCUCAUCACAGACUCUGGGCUGUCAAUCCUGUCCAGCCUGGUCAAACUCCAGUACCUCAACCUGGCCUCCUGUAGCAAACUGACUGACUCCUGUCUGCAGCAUAUCACAGGUUUAAAGAGCCUCUGUUUCCUGUCCCUGGACCACACCAAAGUGACCGAUGCUGGGAUGGUGCUGUAUCUCAAUUCAGCUCCAUCCUGCCUCUCUCAGCUCAGCCUGAACCAGACGGCUGUGACUGAAGCCACACUAGUAGUCCUGCCCACCUGUGUGCCACAACUGCGGCUCCUCAGCAUCAAGCAGACUAAGGUCAGGGAUGUGUCAGCUUUGGCAGAGGUGUCCAGCCUGCAGACUCUGAACCUGGAUGGGACAAGUGUUACAGAAAGCUCUCUGGAGCACCUCGCCACCCACCCUGCCCUGUCUUCCCUCAGUUUGGCGGGAAUCCCUGUAGCGGAUGGGAAUCAAGCCCUGCAGAUCAUCUCAGGUCUAAAGUUGACUCAGCUGACCCUCCCUGGACGCCACUGUGUGACAGAUAGUGGGUUGUCAUUCCUCUCUAGACUGUCUCUGCUCUCAGAGCUGGACCUGACAGACUACACACAAGUCACAGACCAGGGAGUCAGCCAGCUCUCCGCCAUGGCCAGGUUGAAGAAGCUGUCACUUAGCAACACUCAGGUGACAGAUGCAGGGCUUCCCUCUCUGCGUGGCCUGCAGGAGCUGCAGGAGCUCUGUUUGGACCGAACAGCAGUCACCAGCCGAGGAGUGGCCGAGCUCAUCACCUGUCUGCCACACCUCCAGGUGUUGGGGUUAGCCAGCACUCAGGUGGGAGACACAGUAGUGAGGAGAGGUCUGAUCCGCUGCAAUCAGCUUGUUAAACUUAAUCUCAGCCGCACACGGAUCACAGACCACGGUCUAAAGUUCUUGAAACACAUGCAUCUGGCUCAGGUGAAUCUGGAUGGCACCGGUGUGAGUCUGAUGGGUAUCGCAAGCCUCCUCUCUUUCACCAACAUCAGCAGCAUUCGCGCCAGCAACACUCGCACCAUUUCCCCUGACGACGUCUCAGAUGAGGAGUGGGAAGCCCAGUGAGCAUCCAUAAUGUUGGUUGGUCCACACAUACUGUACCUGAGUGCACCUCUGACUGCUGUGGCCCCCUUUUAGCCCCUGAAACAUGCUGUCGCCAGGAUGAAAAAAACGGCAUAACUGAAACACUCCUAUUUGCACUGUUUGAACUGCAGCUAGUGCAGCCACUAAUCUGUCAAUCAAGCACGCACCCAAGUUAAAACCUUAAACGGGAGCCUUGUGUUUAAAAACUAGGCCAUUUAUAACGUUUACGUAUAUAUAAUUAAUCUGUAUUUACUUGUAUACACUGCAGCCUUUUGUCUCUGGAGAACUCCACCUGACAAACGUUACAGCUUUAAAGCUUUAUGUGCAGCCUUAUAGGUUGGAGCUAUCUGUGUUCCUCCUGGUUGGCACUUUUUGAGCCGACUGGCAGGAACAUGUUUAAUGUUGGAAAUGUAACUUAUAACACAGCCAGUAUUUUCAGGCUGUAAUGACUAACAGACUGAUAUAUGUAGAAAUGAAACGAAAACCUAAGUAACAAAUUUCAACCAAAUCUGGUUGAUGACAUUUUUUUGGAGGAUGUGAAGGCAGAUAAGGUAAUAAUUCUGUCACAAACUAAUACUGAAUCUUGAGCUGCAUUCAUGUCAUGUUGGAUAUAUUAGAAGAAUUAAUUGAGUUCAACCUCCUGAUUUUUAUUAGAAUUAAGCCCAAUAUUUAUUUUCUUUUUUAGCUUGAAUAUUUGGCACUAUUAAUUAUAGUGUUUGUACAUGUAGUAAACACUACUGCAGAUAUCAUCAGCUGUCCAAGAUGAUUAAAAAAAUAUUAAUUUCAAUUUGUUGUAAAACGGUUACAUCUGCUAAAGACAGGAGAUGUCAGCUCCUGUUCAUAAAAAUGAAAUUAAUGCCCAUGUUGCUUCUGUAUGGCAGGGUAUUGUUUCCACCAUGACAAAAUAUUUGAUCAGUUUCUCGUUUUAAUGAAAUGUUAUGACAAUUUCUCAUUACUACAGUACAUCCCAAAUUAUGUCUAGAUCCAUUAUGUUCCAUGAUUGAUCAAGGUAUGCAAUGAUUGUAUAUUUUUCUCGUUUUAACAUGGAAGUGUCUGGUUAUAACACACCAAUUUGUCAGAACAAGAAAUGUUUCUUAAUGAGGCAAGUUGGUUAACAAGAUUAAGAUAAGUAUAUUUUGGGAAGUUCUGUGAUAAAACAUAGAAAAUAUGGUACGUAGUAAUGAGAAUGUCAUAACAUGAGAUGGACCUUGUUAAAAUGAGAAUUUUGUUGUGAGGAACUGAAUUUUUUUUUUUUUUUUUUUAAGUAAAACGCGGCCAUACUUCUGCGUUAUGUUGACACUAUUCCAGUGUGACAUGAACACUGUAAGACCUCAUAAUGAAGAUUUUUUAACUUGUGAUGUCACCUAAACUCAAAUUCUGUUUUUAAAUGCAUUCUUUUUUUGGAGAUGGCUGUCGUAUUACCUUCUGUUAGCGUUAGUUAUGCCAAGAAAUGCCAAUAUUCUUUGGACGGCCCAGCUAUUUUCAGUUACAUGGAAGACAGGGUGAGCUGCGUACACAUGGUGUAGUGUGGUGGCUGUAAGAUGAGGUAGGAUCUAUGCAGCCAUGGGGGCUCACAAGCCUGAAUCCAAAGCAACUUCUUUAAAUCACUUCAAGUUUUGUGCUCUUGUUUACAGAGAUGUAAAAUAGUUUAUUUUCCCUAACAGCUUUUGAUUUUUGGAUACGAGCAUUGUAUUCAUUAAGUUUAGAAUGAACAAUAAAUAAAAGUCUUCUCAAUCUAAA
Molecule: messenger RNA, 4757 nt
Organism: Siniperca chuatsi (mandarin fish)
Lineage: Eukaryota; Metazoa; Chordata; Actinopteri; Centrarchiformes; Sinipercidae
Exons: 17
Coding region: 231-2999 (922 amino acids)
Molecular function (GO): protein binding
Source: RefSeq, a predicted model, not a curated record